Messenger RNA from Numida meleagris (helmeted guineafowl), 534 nucleotides. RefSeq names its product transmembrane protein 252 (gene TMEM252). The record is from RefSeq and is a predicted model, not a curated record. The transcript has 2 exons. Bases 1 to 534 code for a protein of 177 amino acids. Lineage: Eukaryota; Metazoa; Chordata; Aves; Galliformes; Numididae.
AUGAAAAAAGUUGUUUUAUCCCUCAUUCGCCUUUCUGUGCUCUUACUCAGUUUCUCCAUUAUUUGUCUGGGAGUCCUUUGCAUCUACACAGGUUCCCCUGCAUGCAGAUGUGGGAAUAACAAGUUCGUUGCUUAUUGCCUGUUAACUCUGGGGCUCCUGCUCCUUGUGGCCGGCAUUUUCUGGAGCACAGUCCAUGAAGCCAUGAAAUACGGGGGCCUCAGCACCAUCUUCAUGCGAAACCGCAGCCUCACGGAGCUCCGUGUCAGCACCAUAGACAGACCUGAUUUCUACCCUCCAUCCUAUGAAGACAGCACAGACCCUGAGAAGCAGACCUUCCCACUACCUGUGACCUCUGCACCAGAAGAGGAAGAAGUCAUCAACAUUCCACCGCCGCUGUACAGUGAGAGUAGCACAGAGUCCGUCAGUGAGACUAAUGAGCCAGAGCAGCCCCCACCGUAUGAACUACCUGGACAGGUCUCAAGCCCAGUGGAGGAGUCAGAUGCUUGUGCACCCACACAGGACAAUGUUUGCUAA